Daphnia pulex (common water flea) is the source of this 955-nucleotide messenger RNA. Its product is annotated as haloacid dehalogenase-like hydrolase domain-containing protein 2. The coding region runs from base 101 to 883 and encodes 260 amino acids. The record is from RefSeq and is a predicted model, not a curated record. Gene Ontology annotation, biological process: dephosphorylation. The transcript has 5 exons. Gene Ontology annotation, molecular function: phosphatase activity. Lineage: Eukaryota; Metazoa; Arthropoda; Branchiopoda; Diplostraca; Daphniidae.
AAUAUUGUGUUGUCUGCUUCAAUCCGACUAACUAUCCGUCCGAAUUCCGAAAAUAAUAUUCGAUUAAAUCUUUGUUCUUUAUAACUGAAGCAACUUUGAAAUGGCAAAACGACUUCAUUGUGAAGCUAUCAAAGCGGUUUUGGUGGAUUUAAGUGGAACUCUUCACAUUGAAAAUAAAGUAACACAUGGAGCAGUAGAAGCUUUAGAAAGACUGAAAGGCACAGAUAUAAAUGUAAGAUUUCUCACCAAUACAACUAAAGAAUCUAAAAGUUAUUUGUAUGAAAGACUUACCAAAUGUGGAUUUACUGUGGAGAAAAACGAUAUUUUUACUUCACUAACGGUCUCCCGCCAGUACAUAGAAAAUCAUCACUUAAAUCCAUUACUCUUACUUGAGGAGGCGGCACUGGAAGACUUCGAAGGACUUCAGCGCUCCGGAGAAAUGAAUGCUGUAGUAGUAGGGUUGGCCCCCAGUAAGUUUGAUUAUGAAACCAUGAACAGUGCUUUUAAGAUUUUAAUGAAUGGAGCUGAACUGAUUGCCAUUCACAAGGGCCGUUAUUAUUCUCGCGGAGAUGGAUUAGCUCUUGGACCUGGACCAUUUGUUUCAGCUUUAGAAUUUGCCACUGGCAAAACCGCUUCAGUUAUGGGCAAGCCAGAAAAGAAAUUUUUCCUCUCUGCGUUAGAGGGAUUGAACUGCGAACCCCACGAAACCAUAAUGAUCGGAGAUGAUGUACGCGAUGACGUUGAAGGGGCACUCCUAGCUGGCUUUAAAGCUAUUCUUGUUCGUACUGGAAAAUAUCGUCCAGGAGAUGAAAACCGUUCAAGUGUUCCGCCAACUGCAGUUUGUGAUAAUUUUUCAGCUGCUGUUGAUUAUAUAUUAAAUUGAGUCUUGCAGUUAUAUUGUCGACUUUGUGCUCUACCUACCGAUUUCUGGAAAUAAAGCAAGUUUUAUUUCGCA